UGUUGUUUACAGUGUGUUGUUUGUUGAGUCGCGUUUCCACGCCACCUGUGACGGUCAGCGGCGGUUGCCCACGGCUCAGCGCCUCCGCGGACUGCGGCCGGUCGUUGCCAUGACAGCGACCGCUGGGGGCCCUGGAUCUUGGAGUGAAAAUAUACUAGAAUAUUUUCUGAGAAAUAACCACAUCACAACAGAAGAUGGCGCUGAGAUCAUCUGGUAUCAUGCUGCUAACCACAAGGCACAGGUGAAUGAGGCACUGAAAAGUCCUGCUCACAUGAUAGAGGCUGAUGUCCUUCUUCCAAGUGAUGGAUCAGAAUAUAGCCAACCAAUCAUGGCCCAUCCUCCUGAAACAAAUAGUGAUAAUACUUUACAGGAAUGGCUGACUGAAGUUAUAAAAAGCAAUAAAGGCAUCAAACUGGAUUUUAAGAGUCUAGCAGCUGUGGAACCAUCCAUGAUGCUCCUGGAAAAUGUGAAGAGGCAUCUGCAGCGUCCUGUGUGGAUUAAUGCUGAUAUUCUUCCUGGUCCAAAUGGAAAUAGCAGAGUAGUGGAUGCAAAACCUUUUAUAGACACAGUGACAUCCUUCUUUCCAGAUGUGACGUUUUCCCUGGGUUGGACAACAGGAUGGCAUCCUGAGAAAGUCAAUGAAGGUUACAGUUGGACAAUGGUGAAAGAAAUGGAAUAUAUAUGUAAGGACCUAAAUCUGCCUGUAACAUUUCCUGUCAGAGCAGCAUUAGUUAGACAGUCUUGUUCUCAGUUACUCUGGCUGUUAAAGAAAUCAAACAGAGAUUCAACAAAACUCUGGCACCCUCUUUCUUUUUUCCUGGAGAACUGGUUAUUUCAGAAAUUACAGAAGAGUAAGAGGCUUUAAAAAUGUUCUAACUUUCACACAGGUGAGCACCUUUCUCAUGACAGAAUAAAAUCCACUUACUGAAAACAAUAUAGAUUAAAUUAGAUGGAUCUAACAUUUCCAUAUUGUUGGGAGCAUGCUGGCAACUGUGUAUGUAUUUUGUAUUCUUUAUUUCCAUCAUAAUAUUUUAUCUAUGGUGAGUACAAUACUACUGGAGAGCAUUUUUUUUUUAUUUAGCCACAUGGUUUCUUUUUUUUUAUGAUACAAUUUAUUGUCAAAUUGGCUUACAUACAACACCCAGUGUUCAUCCCAACAAGUGCCCUCCUCAAUGCCCAUCACCCAUUUUCCAAUCUCCCCCACCCCCAUCCACCCUCAGUUUGGUCUCUGUAUUUAAGAGUCUCUUAUGGUUUGCCUUCCUCCCUCUCUGUUUGUAACUAUUUUUUCCCCUUUCCCUCCCCCAUGGUCUUCUGUUAAGUUUCUCAAGAUCCACAUAUGAGUGAAAAGAUAUGGUAUCUGUCUUUCUCUGCCUGGCCUAUUUCACUUAACAUAAUACCCUCCAGUUCCAUCCACAUUGCUGCAAAUGACCAGAUUUCAUUCUUCCUCAUUGCCAAGUAGUAUUCCAUUGUAUAUAUAAACCACAUCUUCUUUAUCCAUUCAUCAGUUGAUGGCCAUUUAGGCUCUUUCCAUAAUUUGGCUAUUGGUGAGUGUGCUGCUAUAAACAUUGGGGUACAAGUACCCCUAUGCAUCAGCACUCCUGUAUCCCUUGGGUAAAUCCCUAGCACUGCUAUUGCUGGGUCAUAGGGUAGUUCUAUUUUUAAUUUUUUCAGGAACCUUCACACUAUCUUCCAGAGAAGCUUGAAGAGUAGAAUUUUAAUCCUAGUGACACAUCAUUUGAUUUUCAUUUCUCACCAGCACCACCUUAGUUCAGGCCCUUAUUUUACUGCUAGAACUUCAGAAACUUGUUCUUCAUGUCUUCAUUGUUCACACUCUACUCAGAGAUGCUCUGAGUAUUUCUGCUGAAGAAAGCUUUUAUAAGUGCCUCUGGGAAAUUAGAAACCUCCAGGGGCCUCUUACAUGCAACUUUAUUGAAUUUUACUCUUAAAGACCAUCCACAAUGUAGCCCACUCUAAAAGUCAAUUCAGUGACCUUCAGUGCUUCAUUUCAUAAACGCCUGCAACAUCAAUGGUCUCCAGACCUUCCUUUAACAGUUCAUUUUAACUACUUGAUAUUGUUCACUAAUUAUGUCAUACAUGUUAGUUAUAUUUCUUCAGCUAGGUUAUAAAGCCUUUUAUGGUAAGGGUGC
Molecule: messenger RNA, 2147 nt
Organism: Acinonyx jubatus (cheetah)
Lineage: Eukaryota; Metazoa; Chordata; Mammalia; Carnivora; Felidae
Gene: FAM151B
Product: family with sequence similarity 151 member B
Exons: 6
Coding region: 110-865 (251 amino acids)
Source: RefSeq, a predicted model, not a curated record